GGCUGUUGCUGUUGGAAAGUUGGAACGAUUGAGUUGUCCCUUCGCAGAGCGCGUAUAGUGGAUUCGGUGCUUCGAUGGCUCGCUCGGGGACCGUGAGCCCGAUGUGUACUCCGAUCUCGAGAUCGUAGAGAUGAACUCGUGGACCGUGAAAUGGAGAUGCAAAACCAGGCUUGAAUAGGUCCUCGCUAUCAACGAUUCAACAUGGGGGAGCUCGGCUACGUCGUAAAACUCGCCGCUGGAUCGAGGGCUCUGGUAAUCGUUUUGCAGUUCCUAUGCAAUCACUUCGUUCCAGAUCAUGAGGCCGAUGCUUUCCGUUCACCGCUAGUCAAGCUUGAACAAGCUCGAUGGAGCUCUGGAGACAAUCUUGUGCACUAUUUAUUCGAGGGUCUCAACCGGUGGGAUUCCCAAUAUUUCACUCACAUCGCUCAGUUCGGGUACACGUACGAGCAUUUGGUCGCCUUCUUCCCGUUCCUCCCGUGGUUGAUGGCCCUCACUAGUCAAAUACUUCAAGACAUCUUCGGAACUGUUCUCAACCCAUCUAGUUGGAUCCUCAUAUCGGGCGUUUUGAUAUCAAACAUCUCAUUCGUUCUGUCCGCGGUCGUCCUGUAUCAUCUGACUCGACUUCUAUUCAUAGAUCGGCAUUUCCCGUUAAAAGUCACUCAGCUUUAUUGUUUCAAUCCCGCGUCGAUUUUCUUUUCAUCCUGUUACACGGAAUCCCUUUUCGCCUUCCUGACUUAUUCAGGACUUUUCUUACUCGAAAAAGAUUUCGAUACGCUUGCGACGAUCUUCUUCGCGGCGAGCAGUAUCACACGUUCAAACGCCACGCUGAUCCCGAUAUUCUACUUGUUCAAAAUUCGUCAGCGCUUCAACCGAGGAAAAUAUUAUUUCGGCCUGAUCAUGCGCAUGGUCUUAGCAUGUGCUGGGAACGUAGCUGUUCAACUGUACUUCUGGGAGAGGUUCUGCUUCCCUCACCCGAGGACCCAAUUCCCGGAGGCCGUGCAUACGUAUGCCGAUCGCCUAAAUUACAAAAUCGUCGGCGACGAGGCGCUCGAGUGGUGUUUCAACCUGAUCCCGUUGUCCUACAGCUACGUGCAGGCGAAAUACUGGAACGUGGGUCUGCUGAAGUAUUGGGAGAUGAAGCAAAUGCCGAACUUCGUUCUCGCGAUGCCGAUCCUCGUCCUGAUCUCUCACUUCUGCCGGAGCGAGCAUUACCGGCGUCUACAGCGUUACUGCGUCCACGCGGUGAUCCUGUGUUGCAUUUUCGUAUUCUUCGCCAAUGUACAGGUAUCGACGAGAGUUAUCAUGAGUGCGACUCCGUUGCCGUUCUGGGCGGCUGCCUCCGCCAAGAACCCGACACUGGUCUGGGCUUACUUCAUCUGGUACUUUUUCGUGGGUAUUUUCCUGCACUCGAAUUUCUUGCCUUGGACAUGAGGCGUUCGCUGUCAACUAGACCAGGGAGCAACCGACUGGCGUCUCAGUGUCGCGAUCGAGUGUUCUCGGAUACGACGAGAGUUGAAGUCCGCAUGUCGACUGCGAGUGAACUCAAAGAGGACAAUGUAAACUGCAAUGUGAAUUCCAAGUGCACAGCUAUCCCCUUGACACUCUCAGCGCGAGCUUCAAGCUCUACGAAACCGAUGGAUGAGCCUCGGAUUCCGACCGGAAUGGGCAAGAUCUUAGAUGAAUAUGAUGUACCCCAGUACUGGGAAUGUAGGGUAGUUCGAGGAAGGCAGCACGUAGGAAUAAAGAAACCAAAUCAAGGGUGAACCUCAUGGGCGAU
Messenger RNA from Galendromus occidentalis (western predatory mite), 1777 nucleotides. It is a transcript of the gene PIG-V, whose product is annotated as phosphatidylinositol glycan anchor biosynthesis class V. Gene Ontology annotation, cellular component: endoplasmic reticulum membrane; mannosyltransferase complex. The transcript has 3 exons. Gene Ontology annotation, biological process: GPI anchor biosynthetic process. Lineage: Eukaryota; Metazoa; Arthropoda; Arachnida; Mesostigmata; Phytoseiidae. The coding region runs from base 202 to 1431 and encodes 409 amino acids. Gene Ontology annotation, molecular function: GPI mannosyltransferase activity; alpha-1,6-mannosyltransferase activity. The record is from RefSeq and is a predicted model, not a curated record.